CCCGCGGCCAGCCGGAGGCGGCGCCGGGCAGGCCUGAGCGGCGGGGCGCGGCGCCCGGCCCGCGGGGAUGCGGGACCGGCUGCCGGACCUGACGGCGUGUAGGAAAAAUGAUGAUGGGGACACAACUGUUGUUGUUGAAAAGGACCAUUUUAUGGAUGAUUUCUUCCAUCAGGUCGAGGAGAUCAGAAACAGUAUAGCAAAAAUAGCUCAGUAUGUCGAAGAAGUGAAGAAAAACCACAGCAUCAUUCUUUCUGCACCAAACCCAGAAGGAAAAAUAAAGGAAGAGCUUGAAGAUCUGAACAAAGAAAUCAAGAAAACUGCUAAUAAAAUUCGGACUAAGUUGAAGUCUAUUGAACAGAGUUUUGAUCAGGAUGAGGGUGGAAACCGAACUUCUGUGGAGCUUCGGAUACGAAGAACCCAGCAUUCAGUGCUAUCUCGAAAGUUUGUGGAAGUCAUGACAGAAUUUAACGAAGCACAGACUCUAUUUCGGGAGCGAAGCAAAGGCCGUAUACAGCGUCAGCUAGAAAUAACUGGAAAAACUACCACCGAUGAUGAGCUGGAAGAGAUGCUGGAAAGUGGGAAUCCCUCCAUCUUCACGUCAGAUAUUAUAUCAGAUUCACAAAUCACUAGACAGGCUCUGAAUGAAAUUGAGUCCCGUCAUAAAGACAUCAUGAAGCUGGAGACGAGCAUCCGCGAGCUGCACGAGAUGUUCGUGGACAUGGCCAUGCUCGUCGAGACCCAGGGUGAAAUGAUCAACAACAUAGAAAAAAAUGUUACGAAUGCCGCAGACUAUGUAGAGCAUGCUAAAGAAGAAACGAAGAAAGCUAUUAAAUAUCAAAGCAAAGCAAGAAGGAAAAUGAUGUUCAUUAUUAUCUGUGUAGUUAUUUUGCUUGUGAUCCUUGGAAUUAUCCUAGCAACAACAUUGUCAUAGCAACCGUAUCCCAAGAGCCAUUUGUCCUUGGAGUCAGACCACAUCUGCAGCAAAUCAGCAUCCUCCCAUUUCAUGAAUGAAUCCUAGACAUUGUGAC
This is a messenger RNA of Budorcas taxicolor (takin), 1028 nucleotides long. It is a transcript of the gene STX2, whose product is annotated as syntaxin 2. NCBI's taxonomy places the organism in Eukaryota, Metazoa, Chordata, Mammalia, Artiodactyla, Bovidae. Gene Ontology annotation, molecular function: SNARE binding; SNAP receptor activity. Gene Ontology annotation, cellular component: plasma membrane; endomembrane system; synaptic vesicle. The coding region runs from base 68 to 931 and encodes 287 amino acids. The record is from RefSeq and is a predicted model, not a curated record. Gene Ontology annotation, biological process: synaptic vesicle fusion to presynaptic active zone membrane; exocytosis; intracellular protein transport. The transcript has 10 exons.